AUGAAGUUCUGGAAGAUCUUGAAGAGGCAGAUUGAGCAGACACUCCCCGAAUGGCGCGACAAGUUCUUGUCCUACAAAAACUUGAAGAAACAGUUGAAGAUUAUGUGUCCUAAACAUGCUUGCACCCCUCCGAGAUUGGACGCUUACCAGGUCCACCACUUCCUUUAUCUAUUAGAAGUUGAGAUUGAUAAGUUCAACACUUUCUUUGUUAACAAGGAAGAAGAAUACAUCAUCAAAUGGAAGUUGUUGCAAGACAGAGUUGAUAGAGCCAUGGAUUACUCAGAUGCGGAGUUGAUGUCAUUAGGAAGAGAAAUAGUAGAUUUUCAUGGAGAGAUGGUUCUGUUAGAGAAUUAUAGUGCACUUAAUUACACAGGUCUAGUGAAGAUAAUAAAGAAACACGAUAAACGAACAGGCGCUCUACUUCGCUUGCCUUUUAUUCAAGAUGUGUUAAACCAGCCCUUUUUUGAAACUGAUGUGCUUAAUAGCCUUGUGAAGGAGUGUGAGGUGAUACUAAACAUAUUUUUCGCCAACAAUGACGAGCCUUCUUGUCAGUGUCCAUCAACUAGUGAAGAAACUGAGGAAGAUGGACGUGGCUCGAAUGUGAUUGAGGAUGAAAGUAAAGAGAAGCUUAUGCAGGCUCCUAACGAACUUGCUGAAAUUGAAAAUAUGGAGAAUGUGUUCAUCAAUCUAACUUUGUCAGCGUUGCGUACCUUGGAAGAAAUUCGGGGUAGAAGCUCAAUGCUUAUGUAUGCGGAGUUUUUACAGAAGCAAGAAAUGGAAACUAAAAGAUCAGGUAAAGCUCGUGGAAACAAAAGGAAAAGGUAG
This is a messenger RNA of Vicia faba (fava bean), 825 nucleotides long. The record is from the annotation of a GenBank genome assembly. Lineage: Eukaryota; Viridiplantae; Streptophyta; Magnoliopsida; Fabales; Fabaceae.